AUGAGCGAGGACAGCAAGAAGCAGCUGGAAGAGAUGCAGAAGCACCUCCUGGCACGGUAUCGUCAUGGUUCAGUGAGCGUGGUCUUCGAUGUGGUGCCACAAGAAGUCUUGGAUGAGACGUUCAAAAACAAAGCCGGGAUGCCCAGCUGGCUACGGGUGCUGGCUACGUGCACUCCAGAGCCCAUUUGGAGCGGCCCUUCACAGACUGAGGCUCUAGAGAUGAGUUGGGUCAAUGGUCCAUAUGUGGUGGGUCACAGUCACGGCCUCAUCACCGAAGGACAACAACACGGCGAUGAGCGCGAGCGUGUGACCUAUGGAACCAUUCCUUUGGAUCCACCACCCCUGGUCGCCUGCCAGAAGGGAUGUAAAGGCUUCAAGGACACCUCGCCAAACCAAGACAACUUCUCUGUGACCCACUUCAAGAGUGGCUACACCUUGGUUUGUACUUUUGACGGUCACGGGCCCUUUGGCCACAUUGUGUCCACCCGCACAGUCCAGACCGUGCCCUGGUUCAUGGUGAACGAGUCUGGCUUCGACAAGGAUACCAUCGAUGAAUCCGGUAUCGAGAAGGCGCUGAUCAAUGCGUUUGAGAAGGCGCAGAAAGACGUGGUCGCUCACUCCCUCGAGAACGACUGGGACGUGCAAGCCAGUGGAAGCACAGCGGUCGCGGCACUUUUCAAAGGCAACAAGGUUUGGACCGCGAACGCCGGAGACUCCCGCUGCGCGAUCGGAUCCGAGGCGGUGCCUCGGUCGGCAGACCGGUGGAGCGACCGGUCGACGCCGGUGGAGGAAAGGACGCCAAGACGAGCCGAGCUGAAGCCGAUGCGAAAACGGAUUCUUCAGACGGAUUGGAGUGAUGAAGUGAUGACAAAAGACAUCGAAUUAGUGACCAAAGAUAAGAAGGUCAUCUUUGAAACCGAAGAUCACAAGCCCCAGAGCGAAAAGGACUGCGACGGGAGAGCAUGCUUUCCUGCCUUCGUGGAAAAGGCCCGUAUCGAAUCCAUGGGUGGCGAAGUGCGUUCGCAGACGUAUCCCGACGGAUGGGUCAACCAUCGCAUUUUCAUCAAGGGCAAGGACCUGGAAGUGGUGGCGAAGCGACGCGAAGCGAAGCGCAAAACCUGGGACUACCCCGGUCUUUGUAUGGCCCGAACGUUGGGCGAUCAGUCCGUCAAGGACCACGGUGUGGUGGCCACCCCGGAGGUAGAUAUGAUCCGGGAGAAAAUGAUGAAGAUGAGAAAAACUUGGAGGUGGGAGUGGCGUGUGGAGGAGGUUUGCGAAGCAGAAAGCUCCGCCAGGAGCAAAAAGAGGAUGAAGCAGCAGAAGGAGGCAGAGGCCAAGGAGGCCAAGGAGGCCAAGGCGAGGGAGGUACAGGCAAGGAAAGCGGCAGAGAAGGCUGCAAAGGCAGCAGCCAAAGCCACUGCCAAGGCAAAAGCCAAGGCAAAGCCUAAGGUGCCGCGACAGAUGGGGAUAGCCUCGCCCUGGUCUCCCUGCGAUGAACAAGAACGCGAUUUUCUGGCCAGCUUGACAGUACAGGUCUCCGAGGAUCGUAUCAGAAGAUUAAUUCAUAUCUUCAGCGACAUUGCGGAAGAUGUCCAUACCAAUGAGCCCACUGUGAACAUUGACCACAUGAGCCGAAGACAGCGCGCAGACUUCAAAGACAUUUUGCAACACAUGGUGGAAGAGACACGCACCGAAAGGGCUCGGGCCGAAAGGGAACGCGAAGAAGCUGAGGCAGCAGCAGGAACAGCCACUGAUGAACAAGUGGAAGCAGUUCCGCCAGAUCAAGAAGAUGCAAGCGCUGCAGAGCCCACACGUGAGCCUUUGCCACAUCCGCCAGAGGACGAGCUUUAUCAGAAUGAAGAAGAACUGAAGAAUUUCCUCGAUGAAUGCGUUUGGGAAUUCCUCGACUCGCAGUUCGUGGUGAAAGCCGUCGCGAAGAAAAUUCAAUCUGAUGGGCCUGCAAAGACCUUGGAAAAGCUGCAGCGUGAAGCGAAGAAACGCUGGAAGGCGGAAGAAGGCCGCGCCGCUUGCAGCGCGCUGGAGGGACCUGGUCCUGUGGUGUUUUUGGUCGGUUUGGAUCUGGUGUUCUGGAUGUGGUCCUGUUCUAGCUGGAAAAUCCCCUCCAGCCUUGCAAGCGCCACCUGGCAACGUCCGUUUUGGGUCAUCCGAGCAUCGUGUGAGAAUAGAUCAAGCUCGAAAAAGCUUCUAGUAGCUUCUUGCUGCUAG
Messenger RNA from Durusdinium trenchii, 2226 nucleotides. NCBI's taxonomy places the organism in Eukaryota, Dinophyceae, Suessiales, Symbiodiniaceae. The record is from the annotation of a GenBank genome assembly.